Messenger RNA from Neurospora tetrasperma FGSC 2508, 1044 nucleotides. RefSeq lists its product as uncharacterized. The coding region runs from base 1 to 1044 and encodes 347 amino acids. Lineage: Eukaryota; Fungi; Ascomycota; Sordariomycetes; Sordariales; Sordariaceae. Gene Ontology annotation, biological process: regulation of store-operated calcium entry. The transcript has 2 exons. The record is from RefSeq and is a predicted model, not a curated record. Gene Ontology annotation, cellular component: endoplasmic reticulum membrane.
AUGCGCCUCCUCGAUCCAUCGUCAUCGCUGGUGGGAGUAGCAGCGCUCCUCUUUUUAUCUUCGCUACCCAACGGUCCCCGCGGUGCAGAAGCAGCAAAGUCUGGCAAAGCUAAGGAUGCGGUUUUGCUUUCUAAUAUCCGCUCCCUAACCCUCCUUCCCAACUCCAAAACCACCGGCCGCCGCCUCCCCCCCAUCCCCCAGUUAACAUGCACCUCCUCCCGCACCCUCUGCGCCCUCGCCUCCCCGCACAUCUCCCUGAUGCGCUGCACCAACCAAGGACCCCGCUACGACAAAGAAGACAUCCAAUGGUCUUGCACCGUUCCUUCGCUACCUACCACUUUACAAUUGGGGUCCACGGACGUGAUUUGCGAAGGGUACGAUGGACCAGACGACAACUAUGUACUAAAGGGGAGUUGUGGGGUUGAGUAUACCCUUGCGUUGACGGAGGAGGGGAGGAGGAAGUAUGGACAUGGACAUGGCGGAUGGGGUGGGGGAGACCAGGACGGAGAAGAAGGGGAAAAUAAGUGGGCGGGGUAUUUGUUUGGGGUGUUGUUUGUGGGUGUGUUGGGGUGGAUCGUGUAUAGUGCUUGUGUGCAGGCUGGGGUGAAUCGAGGGGUUCCUGGGGCGGAGGGACAGAGGAGAGGUUGGGGAGGAGGAGGAGGAGGACCUGGGGGAGGAGGUGGAGGAGGGGAUUGGAAUGAUCCGCCGCCACCGUAUCCUGGAUAUGGCAACAAGCCGAGUGGAAGCCAGCAGCAAUCGGGACAGCAACAGCAGCAGCAAGGAUGGAGACCGGGGUUCUGGUCGGGACUAGCGGGUGGUGCGGCGGCUGGGUAUCUAGCUGGACAGAGGGGGAGGGGGAGAGAAGAGUAUGAUCAUCGCAAUAGGGGGUAUAACUACGGAAGCACAUGGGGUUCGUCGUCGGGGUCGAGGAACAGGAGUUGGGGAUCGUCUUCGUCACGGAGCUAUUCGGGUGGCGAUAACGGUGGCAGUUCGGGGACGACGACCCAUGAAAGCACCGGGUUUGGAUCGACGAGUCGCCGCUAA